Molecule: messenger RNA, 1323 nt
Organism: Miscanthus lutarioriparius
Lineage: Eukaryota; Viridiplantae; Streptophyta; Magnoliopsida; Poales; Poaceae
Source: the annotation of a GenBank genome assembly
AUGGGGAAGCGAGCUGCUGCAACCUGCCAGCACCCCCAGGUCUCGCAGCGGCCGCGGAGGAGAAGGAAGAAGACGCCCGACGAUGUGGCAGCGGCAUCAGGCCUUAGCUCCUGCACCUGUUGCAGUGCCACAUCCCAAGCCGAGCGACGGCCGAGGCAGCAGGGGAAGAACCCAAACACUGCGCGGAGGCUUCUUCGCUCCUGCGCUACCGCCACCGCCACCGCGCAGGCUCGUCUUCGUCGCCAUGCCCUCUCCGUGUCCUGGGGCGGCAAGCGGUCGCGUACCGUUAGGUCCGGCCCCGCCCUGGGCUCCAGGUGGAGGGACUGGGCGGGUCUCGACGAGGGCCCAGCCAGCCUGAUCGCCGACCGCGUCCUCGCCAACGACGUGGCGGACUACGUCCGGUUCCGAGCCGCGUGCCUCCCGUGGCGUCGACGCUGCGCGGACCCGCGCACGCGCGGCGUCCUCGAGGACCCGCGCCUCUACCCGCGGCAGUGGAUCAUGCUCCGCGACGACUACGAGGAGCUCGCGACCGCCGCCGCCCCGCACCGCCGGUUCCUCAACACCCGCACCGGCCAGUGCGUGCAGGUGGACGUUCCGGAGCUCCCGCCGACCACGGGCUUCCUGGAGUAUUCUCUCGGGUGCAUCGGCGAGUGCAUGCCGUCCUGUGCCGGCCUCCUGGAUCACCUCACGGUCUACCUGUACUUCUACAGCAGACAUGCCGGGACAAUGGCCAUUGCCCGGCCCGGCGACGACCGCUGGGUGCUGCUCAACACCGGGCCAGAGCUAAUCGAGUGCACGGUGUUUUUUGCUGGCCGCUUCUACGGCGUCACCGCCAGUGGCAUCCUCGUGACAGUGGACAUGGCCGGAGACGACAGAGGUCCCCGCCUAGUGGUGGCAGCCGAGCGGCCCAAGCCGUUUACGUUCAGCUCGAUGACGGACACCGUGCACCUGGUGGAUAAUGAUGAUGGGGAUCUCCGGCUUGUGCAUCGUAUGCUACGCCCGAGGAUGUAUAGGGUGUACAGGGUUAACUUCAGCACAGGGAAGACGACGACCCGUGGCCGUCGCAAUCUUGGAGGUCAUGCCAUGUUCAUUGACCUUCACGGUGGGCUCUCGGUGUCCCCUCGGGUGUUUCCGUUCCUCCGCGCAGAUACAAUCUACCUGGGCCUGCAUUGCGACGAGAGAAGUGUGGGCAAAGAGCAGAUUGGAGCUUAUCAUGUCAGAGAUGGAAGCAUUGAACCCCCGUGUAACGAUGACAGCCAGAGGCGCGGAUUAGCGCAUCCUUUGAGUAUUGCUGAUAGCCUAAUUGCUUACGUAAGCGGCUAA